Schistocerca cancellata (South American locust) is the source of this 3282-nucleotide messenger RNA. Its product is annotated as sodium/potassium-transporting ATPase subunit alpha-2-like. Gene Ontology annotation, biological process: sodium ion export across plasma membrane; intracellular sodium ion homeostasis; potassium ion import across plasma membrane. Gene Ontology annotation, molecular function: ATP binding; ATP hydrolysis activity; P-type sodium:potassium-exchanging transporter activity. The transcript has 9 exons. Lineage: Eukaryota; Metazoa; Arthropoda; Insecta; Orthoptera; Acrididae. The record is from RefSeq and is a predicted model, not a curated record. Gene Ontology annotation, cellular component: membrane. The coding region runs from base 1 to 3282 and encodes 1093 amino acids.
AUGAACCGCGAGGUGUUCAUCGACGACCACCUGAUUCCGCUGCGGAUCUUCUACCAGCGACACCACACUGAUCCAGACAACGGGCUAAGCGACGAGCGCGCCGCGCUGCUGCUCUCCAUGUACGGGCCCAACAAGCUCAAGAGACCGCCGCAGGAGAACAAGUUCAUCAGAUUCCUGAAGAACUUCUUCGGCGGCUUCGCGGUGAUGCUGUGGGUGGGCUCGCUGCUGUGCUUCAUCACGUUCAGCAUCCAGAGCAUCGAGGCGGACUACGACCACCUGUACCUGGGCAUCGUGCUGGUCACGGUGGUGAUCAUCACGGGGCUCUUCACGCACUACCAGCAGAGCAAGAGCGGCAAGGUGCUGGAGGCGUUCCAGAGCAUGCUGCCCGAGCAGGCCACCGUCAUCCGCGACGGCCGCAAGCUGGUCGUGUCCGCCGAGGACAUCGUGCUGGGGGACGUGGUCGACCUCAGGGCGGGCGACAAGGUGCCGGCCGACAUGCGCAUCAUCGAGUGCCAGGGCCUCAAGGUAGACAACUCGUCGCUGACGGGCGAGUCGGAGCCGCAGCCGCGCACGACGGAGCCGACGAGCGACGUGCCGUUCAACACGCACAACAUGGCCUUCUACUCGACGCUCGUCGUGUCGGGCACGGGCCGCGGCGUCGUCGUCAGCUGCGGCGACUCGAGCGCCAUGGGCCGCAUCGCCGAGCUGACGUCGGGGCUGAAGUCGGCCGAGACGCCGAUCGCGCGCGAGAUCAAGCACUUCGUGCGCCUCAUCACCUGGGUCGCCAUCGCCGCCGGCUUCGUCAUCGGCGCGCUGUCGCUCGGCAUGGGCUACCACUGGCUCGACGCCGUCGUCAUCCUGAUCGGCAUCAUCGUGGCCAACGUGCCCGAGGGCCUGCUCGUCACCGUCACGGUCUGCCUGACGCUGUCGGCGCAGCGCAUGGCGCGCAAGAACUGCCUCGUCAAGCACCUGGAGGCGGUCGAGACGCUGGGCUCGACGUCCGUCAUCUGCUCCGACAAGACGGGCACGCUCACGCAGAACCGCAUGACGGUGUCGCACGUGUGGUUCGAGGGCGAGGUGAUGGCCGUGGACACGAGCGCCGAGCCGCGCUUCGACAACCUCGACGUCGCCGACGGGCAGUUCCUGGCGCUGGCGCGCGUCGCCAUGCUGUGCAGCCGCGCCGAGUUCGACGCGGAGCAGCUGGACCUGCCCGUGUACGCCCGCCGCGUCUUCGGCGACGCCUCGGAGACCGCCAUCCUCAAGUUCCUCGAGGCGGCCCUCGGCGGCGUCGAAGAGUACCGCCAGCAGCACCAGAAGGUCUUCGAGAUACCCUUCUCGUCAGACACCAAGUACCAGGUCUCGGUGCACCGGACGAAGGAGGACGGGCCCUCGGAGUACCUGAUGGUGAUGAAGGGCGCCCCGGAGCGGCUGCUGGAGCGCUGCACCAGGGUGUUGAUGGGGGAGGAGGAGCACGUCCUGGACCACAAGUGGCGGCUGGCCUGCCAGGAGGCGUACGGCCAGAUGAUGGCCAUGGGCGAGCGCGUGCUCGGCUUCUGCGACCUGGCGCUGCCCCCAGACACCUACAAGCGCGGGUACGUCUUCGACGCCGAGAAGCAGAACUUCCCGCAAACGGGCAUGCGCUUCGUGGGCUUCAUGUCGCUCGUCGAUCCACCGCGCCCCGGAGUUCUCGAGGCGGUGCGCAAGUGCCGGUCGGCGGGCAUCCGCGUGAUCAUGGUGACGGGCGACCACCCCACGACGGCGGCGGCGAUCGCGCGCGCCGUGGGCAUCUUCACGGUGCAGCACAGCUUCGACUCGGGGGCGGCGCGGCGGUACGCGGAGGGGGCGCCAACGCCCGCCGGUUCGGGCCACCACCUGGCGCACGGCGGCCAGACGCCCGCCGGCUCCCACCAGGACCUGCCCGGGCAGGCGCCGGGCCUGGGGCAGGCGGUGGCGCGCCACCCCUCGCUGCUGCAGGACCUCGCCACCUCCGUGGCGGCGCGCUACCCCUCUCUCGUCUACGAGCCGUACGCGGGCAUCACGCGCCAGCCGUCGCUGCUGUCGGAGCGGCCGACCCGCGACUCCAACUGGCCGCCGCUCACCGCGCCCGGCCGGCAGGCGUCCCUCUUCCCGCAGCAGGACCAGCUGUCGCGGCAGGGGUCGCUGCUGUUCCCACCCACCUCCCAGCCGCGCACCGCCGCCCUCAUACAUGGCGACGACCUCCGCGACUGGUCGUCGGAGGAGCUGGACAACAUCCUGAGCACGUACGACGAGUUCGUGUUCGCGCGCACGUCGCCCACGCAGAAGCUGAGCAUCGUGGAGAGCUGCCAGCGCCUGGGCUACAUCGUGGCCGUCACAGGCGACGGCGUCAACGACGCGCCCGCGCUCAAGCAGGCAGACAUCGGCGUCGCCAUGGGAGUCACCGGCUCGGACGUCGCCAAGCAGGCAGCGGACAUGAUUUUGCUUGAUGACAACUUCGCUACCAUCGUCACAGGCGUAGAGGAGGGUCGUGUGAUUUUUGACAACCUCAAGAAAUCCAUUGCAUACACAUUGACCUCCAACACGCCAGAGAUGCUUCCUUUCGCCGUUAGCGUCCUCGCAAAGGUGCCGCUGCCUCUGGGCAUAAUGGCGAUCCUGUGCAUCAACAUCGGCACCGACCUGUGGCCGGCCAUCUCGCUGGCGUACGAGCAGGCGGAGCAGGACAUAAUGAUGCGCCGGCCGCGGGACCCGGUGCGCGACAAGCUGGUCAACUCCCGCCUCAUCUGCAUCGCCUACCUGCACAUCGGGCAGCUGCAGGCUGCCGCCGGCUUCUUCGCCUACUUCACCGUCAUGGCACUCAACGGCUUCAUGCCCUGCCGCCUCUUCGGCCUCCUCGAGGAGUGGAACGCGAAGGGCAUCAAGGACCUGCAGGACUCGUGGGGCCGCGAGUGGACGUUCGAGGCGCGCAAGGACCUGGAGUACAUGUGCCACACGGCGUUCUUCGUGGCCAUCGUGGUGGUGCAGUGGGCCGACCUGCUGAUCUGCAAGACGCGCAAGGUGUCGCUGCUGCAGCAGGACAUGCGCAACUGGCCGCUCAACCUGGGGCUGCUCGUGUGCUCGGGCCUGGCGUGCUUCAUGGUGUACACGCCCGGCGUCAACACGACGCUGCGCCUGCGCCCGCUGCGGCCCGAGCUGUGGCUGUGCGGCGUGCCCUGGGCGCUGCUCAUCCUCUUCUACGACGAGGCGCGCCGCUACCUCAUCCGCAAGCACCCGGGCGGCUGGGUGGACCGCGAGUUCUACUACUGA